ACCCCUUUCUGGGAAAUGGGAUCGCCCGAUGUAGGUAAAGCCAUAAGUGCUGGGAAUGAUCUACGGUUACUAGGCAUUCCGAUCUUGAUCUAGAAGCUUUCACAUCGGGCAACGGUGCGAUAGAUAAGCAAGAUGUCCAAACUUUCCAAAGAAGAAAUUGAAGAGGCCAAGGAAGUCUUUGAGCUUUUUGACUUCUGGGACGGUCGUGACGGGGAGGUAGAUGCCGCCAAAAUCGGUGACGUCUGCCGCUGUGUGGGUCUGAACCCCACCGUGGAGAUCGUCGAGAAGAAUGGCGGAACCAAGAAGAUGGGAGAGAAGGCCUACAAAUUCGAGGAGUUCCUCCCCAUCCACGAAACAAUCAUCAACACCCUGGAACAGGGCACCUUCGCCGACUACAUGGAGGCCUUCAAGACUUUCGACAGAGAGGGACAGGGUUUCAUCUCUGGGGCUGAGCUCAGACAUCUUCUCUCUUCACUCGGUGAGCGUUUGAGUGACGACCAGGUCGAUGAAAUCAUUAGAAACACAGAUUUACAAGAAGACCUUGACGGAAACAUCAAAUACGAGGAAUUCAUCAAGAAAGUGAUGGCUGGACCAUACCCCGACUAAAAAGGAGACUGAAUAAAAAAAAAAACUCUAACACAAGAACACAUCACAUACACACAAAAAAUCCCCGUCUACAAAACAUUUACAACAGUGACGUCAUCAGCUGGAGAAGUUUUACGCAUGCUGCUGCGAUCAAGUGAAACAUCAACUAAAAAACGGACAUGCGCACUGGAAUUGAUUUACCACCCGGAAAGCUACAAAACAUCAUAAAAAAGAACCAGAUUUCUUGCGCAAGACCUCUCCAGCUAUUACAUAAACUUUGCCGUCUGUUUUCUACACAUCAGUCUUCUUUUUAAAACCGGUACCGGUUGGUUACAUCAUCGGUAAAGACAUCAUUGGGUCAUGUGACCCGAAAUGUACAGUUAUGCUCGAAAGUUGGUAUAAAUGAGAUGAGGUCGGAAUGGAUAUCCCUUUUGCAUCCUCUGUUUAUGAGUGAAUAGUGUAUUAUUUAUUAUUUUUCCCAAAUAAAAAAUCUGUUUUCUUUUAAA
This is a messenger RNA of Saccostrea cuccullata (small rock oyster), 1091 nucleotides long. Its product is annotated as myosin essential light chain, striated adductor muscle-like. Gene Ontology annotation, cellular component: muscle myosin complex. Gene Ontology annotation, molecular function: calcium ion binding. The record is from RefSeq and is a predicted model, not a curated record. The transcript is spliced from 6 exons. Lineage: Eukaryota; Metazoa; Mollusca; Bivalvia; Ostreida; Ostreidae. The coding region runs from base 133 to 606 and encodes 157 amino acids.